This is a messenger RNA of Medioppia subpectinata, 798 nucleotides long. NCBI's taxonomy places the organism in Eukaryota, Metazoa, Arthropoda, Arachnida, Sarcoptiformes, Oppiidae. The record is from the annotation of a GenBank genome assembly.
UCAAUGUUUAAUAAUAUAUUACCCAAAGACAUCAACGCAUAUGCGGUCACUUCAUCAAAACCUGAUCAAGAUAGUUACUUUUUGACUUAUGAUAAAGAAUUGGGCACAUAUAUUAGCUCACUAUUUGCCGACACAUGGCUUUCGAACGACGAAACCUCAAAUCUUGAAACGGAAACAUUUGAUCAACAAUACGAGUAUUUAGUCGAAAAGACAAAGAAUUCACAAAAUGCACAACAUUAUGGUGAUCUUAGCCUGGGCAAAUUGCACGUGGCUGAAUUUUUAGGCCAUAAAUCAAGCGGUGUGUUGAAUGAUCGUGCUGAUACACAUGUGCAGAACAAUGAAACUGUCAGCAAAUGGGAUGUAGAACUAAGUUUAGUACAAAAGCGUAUUAAUGCUGCUAAAGGAACCAACGAGAAAUUAGGACAUGUGGAAGACUUGAAAAAUCUAUUGAAUGGCAGACAAUAUGUUGAUAAACACAUCAAUGAUUACGUGAAUAGUGUUCAACACUUACUGACAGUCGAUAGCAAUGCUAUUCUAAACACUAAACAAGAGCUCAAUAAUAGACAGUGUUAUCGACAACUUGUCGACACAUUCAGCGAAAAUUGUUUUGAUUUGACACAAGAUACUUACGUUUUACGCAAAUUACAAGUAUUUGUAAAUAUUUGCGAAACAAUGCGUGAAUCGAGUGAUGCGGACAUCGCUGUCAACCAAUUGAGACAACACUGCAGUCAAUACACUGACAAACAAUUUGGAUAUAUUUUAUAAAAUAUGAAAUAUAGCUGAACUAAAAAUAAUAAU